AUACUUAUAACUAGCAUACUACCAACGAAGUGUGAUAUACGAAUGCAACAUCUACAAAAAUCCAGUUUGAUGUUGAUCUUCGUAGGGAUUGGACGUGUAUCUCUUUGGCGCGCAUCGUAUCAAGAAGAAAAUGCGUUAUUUAGUGAUUGUUGCUGCUGUACUGCUGGCGCUGACUAUUGUGCAGGCACAUCCGGCGAAAGACAAACCGGCAAAAAAUACAUGCCAGAAAGCAUGUACAUUCGACUAUACACCUGUUUGUGGCGGCGUGAAAAACAGCAAGGAUAAGCCAAUAUCAUUCGGAAAUACAUGCGUUCUUGACAAUUACAACUGCGAAAAUCAAAAGAGUUUAGUAGUGCUCUCUCAAGGUGAAUGUCCCGGAGGUAGUGGUGUGAGAUUGCAAUAAAUCAUAAAACGGACUGGAACUGAUAGGUCAUGUUAUUAAUGAACUUUUGAUUGAUGAUCCAUCUUCACUGAAAUAAAAUAUUUCUCGAUGAACAUUAGAAAAGGUCCCAAGUGCAAGUGACAGUUUCUCUUGGUUUACUUUCUCUUUCAAUUAUUACGGCAAAUUCCAGUAAUUUCCAACAAAUUCUACAGUGCAUAUCGAAAGUUGAUGGUUUUUGCUAUAAUCCUAUGUGAAGUGUUAGAUGGAAAGAUUGCUGAUUGGACCGUUAUACUCGAAAGAGAAAGUAAACAAAGAGAAACUGUCAUUUGCACUUAGGACCUUUUCACGUGUUUGUCUUCAUUUGUACUUUCUUAACAGUUAUGAGUUGACUUUUAACGUUAUAUAGUUACUGUUCGUGUUGAUUUAUAUUCAUGUAAAAUUCUAAUAAAAAACGGUUUUACUACCUUUUUGAAA
Molecule: messenger RNA, 856 nt
Organism: Malaya genurostris
Lineage: Eukaryota; Metazoa; Arthropoda; Insecta; Diptera; Culicidae
Product: turripeptide Gsp9.3
Exons: 3
Coding region: 131-403 (90 amino acids)
Molecular function (GO): protein binding
Source: RefSeq, a predicted model, not a curated record